GGAUCCUUCCCCUGGCUACCUCUUUCUACUUCUCACAACCCUCUCUCUCUCUCUCCCUCUCCAACUUCCACCCCACUUCCCCACUGCUAUUUUCCUUUCUCCAAUCCCCUUGGCACUAUGGACCCAAUUAAGAUAGAGAAGCUCCAAGCCAUGAAGAGAUACAGGAGGAAGCAAUUCCUCCCUACCUUUAUCCAAUCCUGUCUCACAGUUGUAAUGCUGGGUCUAUUCCUCUCAAGUACACAUUGGCUUCCUACAAUGUUCUCCUCCAUGAGGAAGUUCUUCUUGGUGUAUCUUCCAAACAUUGGUGCCAUCAUGUUCAGGCCCAAGUGCUUGUUCAUAGUCUCCAACAUCAUCAUCAUCUUCCUCGUCGGUGAGUCGAAGCUCUCCAAGUCCCCUCCGAUGCCCGACAUAUAUGAAGAGUAUGUGGCAAGAAGGCAAGGUAUUCAAAGGCUAUCUAGUGGUGAAGUUAAGGUGGUGGAAAGUGUGAAGGAGGAGAUUGUGAAGGAAGAGAGUGUGAGGGAGGAGAGUGUGAGGGACUCUUCAAUUGAAGAGACAAAGGAGGAAGAUGAAGAAGUGGAGGAAAGGGAGAAAAGUGGUGGAGUUGAGGAGGAGGAGGUGGUGGUGGUGGAGAUGGAGACAGAGUGUGAGGAAUUGGAUGAAGAGGAAGAGACUGGCUUGCCUGCGGAGGAAUUGAACAGAAGGGUUGAGGACUUUAUUGCAAGGUUCAACAUGCAAAGGAGGCUUGAAGCAAGAAUGCUUGUUUGUUGUGGGUGAGGAAGGGAGGAAGAGUGGCAUAACAUUAGUGGUUCAAGGAUAGAGAACUUGGUGUAAUAAAUCCAGCCACAUUUAACAGGCAACCCCCUGAUCUUGUGAAAUCAUUUGUAGAUAUUGAGCUCUUUGUUGACUGCAAGCCAGAUGAGAUAAGAAGAUCGGGGGUUCCCUUGUUCUUCUCUUGUUUGUAAAGUUUGUUCAACAAAAAGAAAUGGAUCCACCAAAAAAUAAUGGGUGGGCAUAGGAUCGCAA
This is a messenger RNA of Elaeis guineensis (African oil palm), 1023 nucleotides long. NCBI's taxonomy places the organism in Eukaryota, Viridiplantae, Streptophyta, Magnoliopsida, Arecales, Arecaceae. The record is from RefSeq and is a predicted model, not a curated record.